This is a messenger RNA of Pseudophryne corroboree (corroboree frog), 694 nucleotides long. Its product is annotated as ciliary microtubule associated protein 1A-like. NCBI's taxonomy places the organism in Eukaryota, Metazoa, Chordata, Amphibia, Anura, Myobatrachidae. The transcript is spliced from 6 exons. The coding region runs from base 129 to 545 and encodes 138 amino acids. The record is from RefSeq and is a predicted model, not a curated record.
AAUGGCCAGCUACUGUAUAUCACAGGUAAGACUGGUGGCCUGGACAGUGUACCAGCUGGGAGCCAAGAACACCAGAGCUCAGACGUAACAUCACCGGAGCUGAGAGAAGACCUACACAUUAAUAAAAAAUGAACACGGAGCUUGGCACCUGGAAGCCCCACAGACCUCGUGGCCCAAUUGCGGGCAUGUAUAACAGUCCAGGUCCUAAGUAUGCCCUUCCAGGAAAUACCGGGUAUGAUGGACACGAUCCGACAAGGAAGAGAUCCCCGGCCUACACCUUUGGGGCUCAAAGUACGAGGGAGAGAUCAUGUGAGACCCCAGGACCAGGUCCUGCGGCAUAUCACCUAGGGGCAGUGGCAAAAAAUGCACCCACAGCAAUGCUGGUGGGAAGAUGCACCAGGCUCGAACAGAAAACAUCUGGACCUGGCCCUGGAUCAUACAGACCUGAAAAGGUGGUACUUUGCUCACCUCAGGCGCCACAGUUUUCAUUUGGAAUACGCCACUCCGAGUUUAUGGCUCCGUUAUUUUUUCAUGCAGCGAAGUAAGCAGAAGAUAAGUCUUUUCUGGCAUUAUGGAGCAAGUGGUUGAUUGACCUUUGCUUCCAUACAUUACCAGCCAAAUUGGACAAUAAAAAAGUCAUCCAAUAAAAACCAUCCAAUGUACUUCAAAUAAAGAUCAGUCAUGCUGCAAGAAA